Panonychus citri (citrus red mite) is the source of this 2811-nucleotide messenger RNA. RefSeq names its product agrin-like. The record is from RefSeq and is a predicted model, not a curated record. The coding region runs from base 1822 to 2631 and encodes 269 amino acids. NCBI's taxonomy places the organism in Eukaryota, Metazoa, Arthropoda, Arachnida, Trombidiformes, Tetranychidae. Gene Ontology annotation, molecular function: laminin binding. Gene Ontology annotation, biological process: receptor clustering; G protein-coupled acetylcholine receptor signaling pathway; multicellular organism development. The transcript has 5 exons.
UAGUUAAAUUGUUUCCCCUUAGAUUGUCAUUGAUGGGUCACUAAAUGAAUUAGUCAACAAUUUAAUCAUUUGCUUAAUUUUUUCUCACUUUGUAAUAAAACAGUCAUUUGAAUGUUACAGUAAUUAUUUUUCAUUUUCAAAUCACAAUCAAAGUCAAAUUGUCAUUCUUUUUAAUUGUUGUGCCAUUUCAUCGUAAUCAAUUAAUCACAAAUGACGAAGAAAAAAUUCAACAAGAAAAUAAGUUAUUCUUAUUUGCCCUUCCAUCAAAGAUUGAAAUUGUGUCUUCUCAACAAUUGGAUCUUCGUUCUGAUCGUUAGUAAUAUGCUCAUUUUCCUUUGGUUGAUGAUGGCCUCAAGUCCAACUUUUCGUCACAAUCGAGAUGCCGUCGCCAUCGAAUCUCAUGAUGACCUGCGUCUUUCGAAAGAUUGUUUUUUGCCCUAUUGGCGCGACACUUCGUUCUUGUUGACACGUCGAUGUUUACAUGUGGAAUUUUCUGACGAAACGUUUAAUUUGGAAGACGAAAUUAUUCGGUUGAAAUCGUGUCAAGAAAAAGAAUCGGCUGAUUUAUGGGAACCACCGAAUAGAUUUUUCUAUUUUAUUCCAAUCAACAUUCUAUCCAUACCCAAUAAACGAAUAGUCUCUUUCUCUCUAUUCGGAAUCGACGAUCGAUAUUAUCGAAAUACUAUCAGAAUAAUCCGAAGAUAUAAAGAACUUCUCCCUGGUUGGAUUCCCCGUUUUUGGAUCUCAUCUGAUGUUCCCUUCUUAGUGAUUAACCGAUUGCUUCAUGAGGACGUCGAAGUGAUCAUCGUUUAUCAGCGUCAACCUGAGAUCGGUAAUAUCACAAGAAUUCCAGGAUUCCAUGGGAUGUUCUGGCGUUUUUUUGUGGCCGAUGAUGAACAUGUUGAAAGGUAUAUUGUUCGUGACUCUGAUUCCAUGUUAAUCCAACGUGAGGUCGACGCAGUUAAGGAAUGGAUUAAAGAUGAAACCAUGUUUCAUGUUAUGAGAGAUCACAAGCUACACGAUAUUGAGAUUUUAGGUGGUAUGUGGGGUGGAAAGGUUGAUAAGGCCAUUUUUUCUCCGUCCGAAGAAUAUGGAAAAGCUUUGGCGACAGGAUUCAUCCAUUUGGAUGGUAGACAAGUUGAUCAAUCGUUUCUAAAGAAAUACCUUUGGCCGAUUGCGAGACACCAAAUGACCUGUCACAGCUCAUUCGAGUGGCCGUUCGUUGAUGGAAAAGGAUGCAAACGAUUUCCAACUCAACGCAUUGGAAAUUCCUUUGUUGGAGCCGUGAUAGAAUAUUAGAAUAUAAAAAGUUCUGGUCGUUUCACACGAAAAAGAAUAGAAAACAAAAUAACAGGGAAAAGAAGACAAAUCAAACAAAUCAAUAGAUAAAUAAGAAAACAGAAAAUGAGAUCAAGUGUUUGUUUUGAUUUCUAUUCUUAUUGUCAACUCAUCUUCAUUUCUAAUUUGAAUUGUUCAAAUUAUUGAUCCAUUUUUUUCUUAAUCCUUAAAGUUUUUAAUUGAUUUGAUUCCAUACCGAGUGGGCUAAGUGUUGGUUAACUUGUUGGGUAACUUUGUACACCCACGAAUCUCAUCUUCUUGGUUCACCUUAUAAGGAAUUCAUUUAUUAUUUCAUUCACUUACUUUUCUUUUAUUGUGUAUCUUUAACUAUCAUGGAAUCGUCUUGGUGUUUUCAGUACUGAGACUGUUGUCCCAUCGUUUUAAUAUUAAUUAUCGAUACAAUUGUUACUCUCAUUGUUUAAUUUCAAGAUUUCCCAUCGUUUUCAACUGUUUCAAAGUGUUUGUAUUGAGAAAUCGGUAAUCAUGAGCUACCAUAAAGGUCAAAAUGUCAACAAUAUUCUGAUUAUAUUUCUUGUUACCUUUUCGAUUUCGGUUGAUUAUUGUCAAUGUUCACCUUAUCGAGUUCGAGCUAAUAAUCGACUCGAAUGCCGUGAUAAAGUACCAAGAAAACUGUCUGAUUUACCGAGUGUCGUGUUAACUGGUUACAUUGAGCAAAUUUAUCCUUCAAUUGACAGCGGCGGAACUUACACUGGAUCUGUUUUGGUGAAACGGGUACUUCGAGGUCCAUCGAGAUACCAGGGAAAUCGAGUGACAAUCGAUGGUUUUGGUGAUCGUACUUUUUGCUAUUCUAGAGGAGAACCAACUGAAUCUUGGAUUUUUCAAUUGACUCAAAUAUCUGAAGGUUAUUUUCGCCUAAAUGGAACAAUGUUAAAGCUUAAUCUCGAUAAUUUAGACCGAAUGAAUGUUCUAGUUGAAGAUCAAAUUUAUCGAAAGAGACCCGAGAUAAUUGAAUUGCCUUGCGAAAAGAAAUAUUGCGAAAAUAACGCCAUUUGCAUUGAAGAACCAGGAACAAUUGCUCGAACUCGAUGUGUCUGUUUGGACUCGUGUCCAUCCAAAUAUGAGCCAGUCUGUGGUUCUAACGGAGAAACUUUUGUAAACGAGUGUAAACUCCGAAUGGACUCUUGUCGAAGAGGAAUCAACUUGUUUGUCCGAUAUCCAAGUGCCUGUGACUCAAGACGAACCGCUCGAUCAGCCGAAGACAAUUACAAACCAUUGACUGAAAUCACUCACGAAUUGGACGCAAUGAUCAGGGACAAGAAUCUAUUCCAAUGAAACAAAAAACACUAUUUACAACUACUAUUGAUUGUGGUGGAAAAAAUUAAAACAACUAACCGAUUGUAUAUUGAAUUUAAUGACAAUUUGUAUUCCCUUAGAUACAAAAUUUAAUCACUCAAAAUAUUGUGUAAAUUAUGAUAAUAAAGACAAAGCACAAUUUGUAAGUAAAAACACAAA